AUGGCGUUUUCUCUGAGAGAAGAUCCCAGAGUCCAGAACCGUUGGGAUUCGGAGUCUCCUGCCUUGUCCACAUGCAGCAAUGCCGAUAUUUUUCGCAGAAUGAAUACCAUGCUUGGCAAUUCUCUGGACUUCACUGGAGUUUGCACUACUCCAAGUGCUAAGGGCAAGCGGGACCUUUUGAUUGACCGGCCAGAUUCGGAGCUCUCUGCUGUGAGGAGUAGAAUGCUGUUCCCAAACACUGCCCAGGACUCGUCCAGGGGUUUAACCGAUGUCAGUGAUCUGGGUUUGGGUCUCCAGUCCCUAAAUCUCUCAGGGUGGGACAGACCCUGGAGCAACCAGGACACUGAGCCAACCACACAGGCUAGCACCCCCUCCAUGAUGGGAAUGCUGGGAAGUCCUCUCAGCCAACUCCUCAACAAACCGCCUGGCUAUUCCUCCAAUGAGCCGACGGGUGCUGCAGACUUCCUGGAGAACUUUCCAGGCAUGGCUCGGAUGAAAUCCCGCUCCUUCCUUGACUCCCACUCUAGCAGUCCUGUGGAUUCCGAGACUAGCGGCUUUAGCUCUGGCUCCGAUCACCUCUCUGAGCUGCUGUCCUCCCUGAGGAUUUCUCCUUCGGUGCCCUUCCUCAUGUCCAACAUGCAGAAAGACCCUCUCAAACUGAGCCUGGGCUCUCGGCUGGACCAUGAUAGCUCCCCGCUGACUCCCCCUCCUAGUGCCCCUCCAGGUAGUGCCCUUUCCCGCCGCUGGCCUGGUGCUUCUGUCUGGCCAAACUGGGACCUGCUGGAAACCCCCGAAGGCCCCUUCAGCAUCGAGAGAGAGGCCCGACUUCACAGACAGGCUGCAUCGGUCAAUGAAGCUACCUUCACGUGGAGCGGACAGCUUCCCUCCCGAAACUACAAAAACCCUGUUUAUUCUUGCAAGGUCUUUUUGGGAGGAGUGCCUUGGGAUAUCACUGAAGCUGGUCUAAUCAACACUUUUAGCUGUUAUGGCCCUCUGAGUGUGGAGUGGCCGGGUAAGGAUGGCAAGCAUCCACGCUGCCCUCCUAAAGGUAAUAUGCCUAAAGGAUAUGUGUACCUGGUGUUUGAGUCAGAGAAGUCUGUGCGUGGGCUGCUGCAGGCAUGUUCUCAGGAUCUCCUGCACCCAGAGGGCUACAGCGAGUACUAUUUCAAAAUGUCAAGCAGGAGGAUGCGCUGCAAAGACGUGCAGGUCAUCCCUUGGGUGAUUUCGGACAGUAAUUAUGUGCGCUGCCCUUCUCAGCGCCUGGACCCCAGUAACACAGUGUUUGUGGGAGCUCUCCAUGGCAUGCUGAACGCUGAGGCUCUAGCCAGCAUUAUGAAUGACCUCUUUGGAGGGGUUAUGUAUGCUGGCAUUGACACAGACAAGCACAAGUAUCCAAUUGGUUCAGGCCGUGUGACCUUUAACAACCAGCGCAGUUACCUGAAGGCAGUGAGUGCUGCAUUUGUGGAAAUAAAGACUCCUAAGUUUACAAAGAAGGUGCAGAUAGACCCAUACCUGGAGGACUCGAUGUGUCAGAUGUGCAGUCGCCAGCCAGGUCCCUUUUUCUGCAGAGACCAGGCCUGCUUCAAGUACUACUGUCGUUCCUGCUGGCACUGGCAGCACUCAAUGGAUAUCCUGAGUAAUCAUCGCCCACUGAUGCGUAACCAGAAGAACCGGGACUCCAGCUAA
Molecule: messenger RNA, 1686 nt
Organism: Chanos chanos (milkfish)
Lineage: Eukaryota; Metazoa; Chordata; Actinopteri; Gonorynchiformes; Chanidae
Gene: cpeb1b
Product: cytoplasmic polyadenylation element binding protein 1b
Exons: 12
Coding region: 1-1686 (561 amino acids)
Biological process (GO): negative regulation of cytoplasmic translation
Cellular component (GO): cytoplasm; nucleus; synapse
Molecular function (GO): ribosome binding; mRNA regulatory element binding translation repressor activity; mRNA 3'-UTR binding
Source: RefSeq, a predicted model, not a curated record